Molecule: messenger RNA, 1491 nt
Organism: Parnassius mnemosyne (clouded apollo)
Lineage: Eukaryota; Metazoa; Arthropoda; Insecta; Lepidoptera; Papilionidae
Source: the annotation of a GenBank genome assembly
AUGGUGCUGGAUCUAGAUUUAUUUAGGGCUGAUAAAGACGGCGACCCCGAAAAAAUUCGAGAAAACCAAAGAAAAAGGUUUAAAGAUGUUGCAUUAGUUGAUACUGUUGUGGAACAGGACCUGCUAUGGAGACGGCUGAGACAUGAGGCUGAUAAUUUAAACAAGUUAAAGAAUGUGUGUAGCAAGGAGAUAGGACUAAAAAUGAAGAACAAGGAGCCUGUAGGUCCAGAAGACCAAAAUGUACCAACAGUCGUGGCAGAUAACCUUACAAAUCUUACAGCAGAACAGCUCAGGCCAUUAACUGUUAAUCAAAUUAAAAAAGUAAGAGUGCUCAUAGAUGAAGCCAUUACAAAGAAUGAACAAGGCUUACUAACUGCUGAGAAAGCACGCUCUGCAGCCUUGAGAGAAGUAGGCAAUCACCUUCAUGCAUCAGUGCCUGUUGAUGAUGACGAAGAUCAUAACCUUGUUGAAAGAACUCAUGGAGAUUGUACUGUGAAACAAAAAUACUCUCAUGUAGAUCUUAUAUGCAUGAUUGAUGGUAUGGAUGGUGAUAGGGGCUCAGCAGUGGCCGGUGGAAGAGGGUAUUACUUGAAGGGUCCCGCUGUGUUCUUGGAACAGGCUCUUAUACAGCUGUCACUUAGAAUACUCUUGAAUAAAGGUUACACACCAUUGUACACUCCAUUCUUUAUGAGGAAAGAGGUUAUGCAAGAAGUAGCUCAAUUAGCACAAUUUGAUGAGGAACUCUACAAGGUAGUGGGGAAAGGUUCUGAAAACAAGGGAGACACUGUUAUAGAAGAGAAGUACCUGAUUGCUACUUCAGAACAGCCUAUUGCCGCGUAUCACAGAGAUGAAUGGCUUCCUGAGGCCUCUUUGCCUAUAAGGUAUGCAGGUUUAUCCACUUGUUUUCGACAAGAAGUGGGCUCUCACGGCCGUGACACUCGUGGCAUUUUCAGAGUACAUCAGUUUGAAAAGGUCGAGCAAUUCGUCCUGACUUCACCCCACGACGACGCAUCUUGGAAGAUGAUGGAUGAGAUGAUAGCUAAUGCUGAGGAGUUUUACCAGACUCUUGGCAUACCUUACCGUAUUGUGAACAUUGUUUCUGGUGCUUUGAAUCAUGCAGCAGCUAAGAAACUAGACUUAGAAGCCUGGUUCCCUGGUUCUGGUGCUUUCCGAGAGCUGGUUUCUUGCAGCAACUGUCUCGAAUAUCAAGCAAGAAGGUUACUUGUCAGGUAUGGUCAAACUAAGAAGAUGAACGCAGCCACGGAAUAUGUGCAUAUGCUUAACGCGACAAUGUGUGCUACAACCAGAGUCAUUUGCGCCUUGCUCGAAUGCAAUCAGACGGAAGAGGGCAUUAAGGUGCCUGAAGCUCUUAAGCCGUGGAUGCCGGAACAGUAUCAAGAUCUUAUACCUUUCGUGAAACCAGCUCCAAUCGACUUGGAAGCAGCCGCAGCAGCCAAGAAAGGAAAAAAGCAAAAAGAGGAUAAGAAAUAG